AUGGAAGCUGUUCAUAAAGCUUUAGCCGAACCCAAUACAGUAGAAUCCGAAAAAUAUGAUAGCACAUCUCCAGAUGUUCGUAAUAAAAUAAAUGAGCAGGCCUUCGAUGCUUUGCAGGAAUAUAACACUGGCGAUGCAAAGCCUGCGUCAAUCAGGGAUGGAGUACCGUCUGAUGAGCAGACUGUGGACGAGGACAAAGAAAUGCAAGAGGGAGUUCAUCACUUGGUAGAAAAUGAAGAUUUAAAGUUGGAUUUACCAGAUAAUCUUGAUAGUGAGGAUUUUUCAAAAUUGCUAGUUUUUGAUGAAAGGCACGACGAUGACUUAUUUGCAACACAUGAUAUUUUGGAAAAGACAAUACGAGAUGCGGACUCACAGGAGCAACAGGGGCACCAAGAACAACAAGAGAAGUCGGAGCUUCCAGAGACUAUAACACAAUAUGGGGGAAAUGACGAGGUACUAGCCUCCAAAGCAGAAAAUAAAGCAGAAGUUAAUGUGAGCGGUGAUGAAGAGGUAAAAUUGUCUGAAGCUAGAGACAUAAGCCCGAAUCUGACUGCAGAUGUAAACAGUACUAGUAGUUCAAUGCCAGGCGAGUUGAGCAAAUUUUCAGUGAAAGAAGAAACAUUGUCUCCAAGGCGAACUUUUUCUGAUAUAGACAAUAACACAAUCUCUCUUCAGAACCCUACUAAUCCGAUUGAGCCAGAGAAUACUGCCAAUGAUACGGGAACGGAGAACGGUCAAAUUACAAAUUUAUCUGCAAACUCGCCUGCCUCGCACUCAAAUAGUGGCAGAGAGACACCCGCGGCUAUUCUCCAUGAAAAGGAAAGUCUUGUGUAUCUCAAAAGGCAUGACUCGCUGACGCCUAUGAUCUUUCAACAACAUGAAUUGAAGCAAUUUGUCAACAAUGGUGAUAUUCCCAAUUCUGCCGGCAAAGACGCGUUGACUCAAGAAAGUCCGACAGCGUCUGAAGAACAACCAACUAUAUCAGCUUAUGCCAGACUGGAUUUUCAAAGCUUCACCUUUUAUGUUCAAACAUUACAUUUGAUCAUAGGUAGGCGAUCAGAGAAUGAUUUCACUCAUAAAGUUGAUGUCAAUUUAGGACCUUCAAAGUCAAUUUCAAGGCGGCAUGCCCAAAUAUUUUAUAAUUUCGGUACUGGAAGAUUCGAAUUAUCAAUUAUUGGCAAAAAUGGCGCAUUUGUUGAUGAUAUCUUUGUUGAGAGGGGGAAUACCGUUCCUUUAAAAGAUAGAACAAAGAUUCAAGUCGGCCAGAUUCCAUUCCAAUUCGCAUUACCGGAGCAUGACAAUUCUGAAAAAACACUGGCCACCCCAGAGGCUUCACAACUACAUUCAAGCACGGUGAAUGGUAAGCAAAACGGUACGGAGUCGCUUAAAGAUGAAGAUGAAAAGAAAGAAAAAGAUGCCCCUACAAGCCCGAAAAAACCGGUAAAAAAGCAGGUUGUUAAGAAAGAAAAGAAACCUGUAAAAAUACCGAAGAAGGUAUAUACUCUAGAAGAGAUACCUCCUGAGUAUCGAACAAAACCUACUUUUUCAUACUCUGCACUGCUCACCACAUGUAUAAGAAAAUAUUCCACUACUAAGGGAAUGUCUUUAUCAGAAAUAUAUGCAGGUAUUCGAGAGUUGUUUCCUUACUAUAAAUAUUGUCCUGAUGGUUGGCAAAGUUCAGUAAGACACAAUCUUUCUCUGAACAAAUCAUUUCGAAAAGUUUCAAAAGAGGGAAAAGGAUGGCUCUGGGGACUUGAUGAGGAUUAUAUAGCAGAAAGAGAGCAUCUUAAAAAGAAACAGGCAGAAGCUGCUGCCGCAAAAGCACAAGCAGCACAACAAAGACUCGAACAGCAACAAAAACAGCAACAACAACAACAACAACAACAACAACAGCAGCAUCAGCAUCAGCAUCAACAUCAGCAUCAGCAAACUAAAAAAGCAUCUACGUUAAAAAAUACAGUUUCAGCAAUGAAGGAAAAGACAGCGGUCAAGUCAACUAAUGUUAAACAGCAAAACAUAUCACAAACUUUAGCUGCGAAUAGAGCUGCUGACAAAAAAUCAAACAUGGAUGAUCACCAAAGGACUAUGAAAUAUUUACAAGAACAAUUAAUGAUUUUAACGAGGGACAGAAAGGGACUUUCAAAACAAGUUAUUGCCAGUAUCUUAACACAAGCUUUGGCAAUGACCAUCAAUCAAGUAACGCAGGCCGCUAGAAAUAAAAGAAUAACCGGCAAUCCAUUAACGGCCCUUAUGGAUAAGAAUCCGCAACAUUUAAAUCUGAUUUUAGCAGCAGCGGUGAACGCUGCAACUUCCAAGGUUACAAAUGGUGAAGUCAAGCAAUUAGUGAAUCUACCUCAAUCGAAUGACCUUUCAAAACAGGUGAAGAAAUCGGCAAACCCACCAGGAAGUGAACAGCCAACGACAUCAGAUAACAGUAGCUUACCAAGAGCAACUAUCAAUACACCGGAAGGCAAGCCUUCGAGUGGCUCUUUUGAUCCAUCCUCUUUGUCGAGGUUUUUUCAACCGCGUCAGCCGGCAAGGGCACCAGCAGCACCUAUUGUCAAACCAACUAUUCCGCAAAAGCGCUCAAUAGAGGAGGAGGAGGAUGAAACGAGCAGUUCGGAAGAGUCAUCCGGCAGUGAAGAAGAUGAAUCAGAUGAUGAUGACGAUGGAUCAGACGACGGAUCAGACGAUAGUGAAAGUAGUUCAACAUCAAGUGAAGAUGAAAAUAAAGAUAAAGUAGACCAGAAUGAAGGUGAGGAAGAUGACGAUGAUGAUGGUGGUGACGAUAAUAAUAACGAUGAAAGUACUGAUGAAAGUUCAGGUGACAGUGAGUCAGCUUCUGAUACAAAUAACAAUCAGGAAGUGGAAACCAUUCGGGUAAAAUAA
Messenger RNA from Zygotorulaspora mrakii, 2889 nucleotides. RefSeq names its product Fhl1p (gene FHL1). Gene Ontology annotation, molecular function: protein binding; DNA-binding transcription factor activity; sequence-specific DNA binding. Gene Ontology annotation, cellular component: nucleus. Gene Ontology annotation, biological process: regulation of ribosomal protein gene transcription by RNA polymerase II. The transcript has a single exon. The record is from RefSeq and is a predicted model, not a curated record. Lineage: Eukaryota; Fungi; Ascomycota; Saccharomycetes; Saccharomycetales; Saccharomycetaceae. Bases 1 to 2889 code for a protein of 962 amino acids.